GACGCAAACUCACAAAUAUUUACUUCCUGUACAUCAAGAGGAAAGGGGGCCCCCCUUUCGUGGAAUGCGGCAACAUGGGCGUGUUUGACCGCGGAGUUCAGAUGCUGCUGACCACGGUGGGGGCCUUCGCCGCCUUCAGCCUCAUGACCAUCGCCGUGGGCACAGACUACUGGCUGUACUCGCGCGGCGUCUGCAAGAUCAAGAGCACCAACGAGAACGAGACCAGCAAGAAGAACGAGGAGGUGAUGACGCACUCCGGCCUCUGGAGGACCUGCUGCCUGGAAGGUUCUUUUAAAGGCAUGUGUAAGCAGAUAGAUCACUUCCCCGAGGAUGCCGACUAUGAGGCGGAUGCUUCGGAGUACUUCCUACGCGCCGUACGAGCCUCCAGCAUCUUCCCCAUCCUGAGCGUGAUCCUGCUCUUCAUGGGGGGGCUGUGCAUCGCCGCCAGCGAGUUCUACAAGUCACGCCACAACAUCAUCCUCAGCGCUGGCAUCCUCUUCGUCUCUGCAGUUAUCAGCCAACGCUGGGGACCCUUCCAAGAUCCCAAGAAACAUGGCCCUUUACGGGUUGGUCCUUCUACUUGCCUCUCCUUCAUCAUGGCCGCAAUGGUGGCGUGUUGGCCGCGGCACAUGUUCAUCACCGCUACUCGGAAGGCGCGCAAAGGCCGCAGCGACGGCCUCUGCGUGCGCAAGCUCGACGCCGUCUCCACCGAGCUGUCCAUGUACACGCUGCCCAAGGGCCAAACGGGCACGCCAACAGCCACCUAUAACUCCACGGAGCGGGACCACAACUUCCUGCAGGUCCACAACUGCAUCCAGAAGGACCUGAAAGACUCAGGCAACUCCGCCAACCGACGCACUACACCUGUAUGAAAACUGGAAG
This is a messenger RNA of Solea senegalensis (Senegalese sole), 882 nucleotides long. Its product is annotated as voltage-dependent calcium channel gamma-2 subunit-like. Lineage: Eukaryota; Metazoa; Chordata; Actinopteri; Pleuronectiformes; Soleidae. The record is from RefSeq and is a predicted model, not a curated record. Gene Ontology annotation, molecular function: channel regulator activity; voltage-gated calcium channel activity. The coding region runs from base 75 to 872 and encodes 265 amino acids. The transcript is spliced from 5 exons. Gene Ontology annotation, cellular component: AMPA glutamate receptor complex; postsynaptic density membrane. Gene Ontology annotation, biological process: neurotransmitter receptor transport, postsynaptic endosome to lysosome; neurotransmitter receptor internalization; postsynaptic neurotransmitter receptor diffusion trapping.